This is a messenger RNA of Morchella sextelata, 207 nucleotides long. RefSeq lists its product as uncharacterized. The record is from RefSeq and is a predicted model, not a curated record. The annotation marks the transcript as partial. The transcript has 2 exons. Lineage: Eukaryota; Fungi; Ascomycota; Pezizomycetes; Pezizales; Morchellaceae.
GGUGUAAUUAUUGAGAUGAUACCGGAGGAGGGUUUUUGCGAGGACGAUAAAGUGUUGGCUGCAGAUCUUGCCGCAUUUAUGCAGAAUGAAGUGAUUAAUGCCCAACUUUGCGGUAUUGACACCGAAGAUGAGGAGAAAAAGGAAGAAGAGAAGUCAGAAUUACCUGUAGUGGGGGAUUACGAAAGGGCGGGGGAGCAUGAUUUGUAA